AUGCGGCGGCUGCGCCCCUGGGCGCUGGUGCUGGGCGGGCUGCUGUGUGCCGCCGCCGCCGCCGCCGCCGGGCCGCCGCGGAGCUACCCGCACAGCGCGGUGCUGGACGGCGCGGCCGCCUACCGCCUGCGCUGGGGCCGCCGCGGCAGCGCUCUCGCCUUCCGCCUGGAGGUGCGCACCCGCGGCUACGUGGGCUUCGGGCUCUCGGCCGGCGGCGGCAUGGCCUCGGCCGACAUCGUGGUGGGGGGCGUGGAGAGGGGCCAGCCCUACCUGCAGGAUUAUUUUACAGAUGAAAACAGAGUACUUAAAAAGGACCCUCAACAGGAUUACCAUCUGGAAUAUGCCAUGGAGAACAGCACACAUACAAUAUUGGCUUUUAGCAGAGAACUGCACACUUGUGAUACAAAUGACAAAAGCAUAACGGAGAGCACAGUGCGGGUAAUAUGGGCCUACCACCACAAAGACAUGGGAGAAGCAGGUCAAAAUUACCAUGGGUCUAAUCGUGGUACAAAGAGUCUACGUUUACUGAAUCCUGAGAAAGAAGAAGUCUUAUCUUCCUCUUUGCCAUACUUUGACUUGACAAACAAAGACGUGCCAGUACCAGACAAGGAUACAACAUAUUGGUGCCAAAUGUUUAAGAUUCCUGUACAACAUGAAAAGCAUCAUGUGACAAAGGUUGAGCCAUUGAUCCAGAAAGGCCAUGAGAAUCUGGUGCACCAUAUCCUGCUCUACCAGUGCAGCAGCAAUUUGAAUGACAGUGUGCUGGACUACGGGCAUGAGUGCUACCACCCCAACAUGCCAGACUCUUUUCUUACAUGUGAGACGGUCAUUUUUGCUUGGGCCAUUGGAGGAGAGGGCUUCACCUACCCUCCUCAUGUUGGCUUAUCCAUUGGCACAGCAGCUGACCCUCAGUUCGUUCUUAUGGAGGUGCAUUAUGACAAUCCAUCAUACACAGAAGGUUUGAUAGAUAACUCUGGUCUGAGGCUAAUUUAUACUUCAGUUUUAAGGAAAUACGAUGCUGGGGUAAUUGAAGCUGGUCUUUGGGUCAGCCUCUUCCACAAUAUCCCACCGGGCAUGCCUGAAUUUGUGUCAGAGGGUCACUGCACACUGGAAUGUCUGGAAGAGGCUCUAGGUGCUGAGAGACCUGCUGGGAUUCACGUGUUUGCGGUACUUCUUCAUGCUCAUCUUGCUGGCAGAGCUAUCAGGAUGCGCCACUUCCACAACGGCGAGGAGCAGAAACUGCUGGCUUACGACGAUGAGUUUGACUUCAACUUCCAGGAGUUUCAGUAUCUGAAAGAAGAAAGAACCAUAUUGCCGGGGGAUAAUUUAAUCACAGAAUGUCACUACAGUACUGUGGACCGAAUUCGCAUGACAUGGGGUGGUCUGAGCACCAGGAAUGAAAUGUGCCUGUCGUAUCUGCUCUACUACCCAAGAAUCAACCUCACCCGAUGUGCAAGUAUUCCAGAUAUAAUGGAACAACUCCAGUUCAUCGGUGUUAAGGAAAUCUAUAGACCAGUCAGGACUUGGCCUUUCAUUAUCAAGAGUCCUAAGCAAUAUAAAAACCUGUCUUUUAUGGAUGCAAUGAACAAAUUCAAAUGGUCCAGAUCGGAGGGUCUCUCCUAUAAUGAACUUGUGCUUAAACUACCAGUGAACGUGAGAUGUUCAAAAACAGAUAAUGCAGAAUGGUCGAUCCAAGGCAUGACAGCUUUACCCCCUGAAAUAGAGAGACCAUACAAGACAGAACCAGUAAUAUGCAGCUCAUCUUCCUGUUUACAUUGCAGUUUAUUCCUCACCCUGUUUGUUGUACAUGUCACAGCCAGUACCAUAGGAAAUAUUGGGCCCUUUGUAUAA
Messenger RNA from Gavia stellata (red-throated loon), 1851 nucleotides. It is a transcript of the gene MOXD1, whose product is annotated as monooxygenase DBH like 1. Bases 1 to 1851 code for a protein of 616 amino acids. Gene Ontology annotation, biological process: norepinephrine biosynthetic process; octopamine biosynthetic process; dopamine catabolic process. Gene Ontology annotation, cellular component: secretory granule membrane. The transcript is spliced from 12 exons. NCBI's taxonomy places the organism in Eukaryota, Metazoa, Chordata, Aves, Gaviiformes, Gaviidae. Gene Ontology annotation, molecular function: dopamine beta-monooxygenase activity; copper ion binding. The record is from RefSeq and is a predicted model, not a curated record.